This is a messenger RNA of Symbiodinium pilosum, 2805 nucleotides long. The record is from the annotation of a GenBank genome assembly. NCBI's taxonomy places the organism in Eukaryota, Dinophyceae, Suessiales, Symbiodiniaceae.
AUGGGCCUGUGGACGACCUUUGGGGUCGGCCUUGUGCCGACUGCCUCUUUCAUACUCGCAGCAAGGGCCGUUUUGGUGACCUUGACCGAAUUCAACGUGCACGUCUUCGUCCCUGCAACGCCGCAUACGCCGGCGAUGCUUCAUGGCGACCUUGGCUGUGAUGCCCCUCCGGAACCUCUGCUAAGUUGGUCUCUCGGCAACGGGGCGCAGAACAUUACUCCCUGGCUUCGGAAGCGGGCCCCCGUCGCCUCGACAAGCUGCUCGCCUCGACUGGUUGGCAGGGCUCCGCACCGAGGACAAUACAGCUGGGGCAGGGACCGUGGUCGCCAGCAGAGACCAGGUAGUUUGCUUCUUAAGACGGCGGACAGACAAGCCGCCUACCUGGCCUUUCCAGCAACAGGCCUUCACUUCUUUCUGGCUGUUGAGUUCCCCUUCCCACUUCGCCGCGGCCGCAACAAGGAGCACUUGGCGGACCUUCCUUCGGACUUGGUGGACUCCCUGGGCUUCCUGGAGGAGUUCGAUGUCGACACCGAGAGGGACGGCGUGACGGAGCACAUGGACGACCUGCUCGAGAACCCCGCCAUUAAGAGCUUCGCGGAGAGGGGCGACAGGCAGGAGCACGUGGACCACCGGCUCGCGAACUUCGCCGAGAAAAAUCUUGUGGAUGUCUCGGACGCCGUUGGGGAGGGCAAUGAGGACAAGGCCGUCACUGAGGAGCAUGACAGCGACUUCUUCCAGAACCUGGUCGAGUUGAACAUUGCGGAGGGCGAGGACAGGUGGGAGCACGAGGGCAACCUGAUUGAAAAUCCUGAGGCCUUCCCCAACCCCGAUGAGGAGACCAUGGAGGAGGGCGACGAAAUCGGGCUAGUGCAGAAGCAAUGGGAAGACAAGGAAGGACGGAGGGACAGAAAGAGGUCAAGAUCGCGAGACAACAACAAGCGAGACAGGCGCCAGGACUCGCGGUCAAGAGGGGAACCGUCGUCGUCGUCAAGAGGAGGCCGUUCCCUUCCCUUCGUGCCGGCUCCACCCUGGACGCACGGCCACUGGUGCAUCCAAUAUUCGGAGUCGCGCGUUCGAGUGCCGGCGAGGCCAUCCCGCACUUCUGCGGAGCCUGUCACUGUCGAGAACGACACCGAUAGACGAGGAGGAGGAGACGAAGAUGUUCAGUUUGUCCCGCCACAAGAACCGGCAGCUGGACCUCCGAGAACGCGCAGCGACCCCCCAUGGCCGAGAGCCACGGCAGUGGACCAAACAGCGAGUUCUCUGCACUACCUGCGCCUGUGGCGGAGACUCCUGGAUAAUGCAGCCACACCUGAAGAAUGGAAGGGAGAAGUCAGGGUCCUGAGCAAUGAGGUCCACGGACAUAUCCUGGACGGGCUGCUCAACCUCAGUGAUAGUGAUCUGUUGGAGGCCAUGAAUGGGCUGUACCGUAUGCUGGCCCUGAUGAUGGCGGAGAUUGUCAAUACGGUGGAGAGAGCGGUGUUCCCGGCCAGCGAUGUGUUCUACCAGCCGCCCGGAAGAAUGACCUCUACCGAUUGGUUCUACAGUCACCGCCUCUUCGACCUCAAGUCCGAUCUGGAAGCGUCCACCCCCUUGUCGGCUCAUACCAAAGCGGUGGUCCUAGGCAAAAAGCUGUUCGCCUACCGCGCCAAACCUCCACAUCAGGAGGGCCUCGGGCUCAGUCGGAUGGACCGCCUGGGGGCAUUGCUGGCAGCCUUCGAACUUCAUGAGGUCGAGGCUGAAGUGCUGGAGGUGAACCCGAACGGCACGGUCAUCUGCGAUGGACCUGUACCGAGACAACACCAACCCAGUCCCCCGCCCCUGAGCAACUCGGACUUGAUGUACAUCGCCGACUCUCUGGGGGAGCAAAACCGCACCGGCGAGCCCAGCUCCAGCAGCGUCGGGUCACUUGCUCCCCGUUCGGUGGCAACUGUGACGGGGCCUUUGGCAGCUACCUUGCCUGCUCCCAGACCGGAACAGAGAGAGACGGACACCAUUGAGAUGAUGCUGGAGGAGGAGUACCUGCUGCAGAGGGAAAGGGAGCGGGAGAGGGACCUCAAGAGAAAAAGGGCCAUGGAAGAGGUGGAGAAGCAUGAGAAGGCAAUUCGAGAAGAAGAGGAAAGGGAGGCGGAGGAUGAUGAGGCCCGAUGGCAGCAGCACCUGGCUGCCGUCAGCCAAGGAGAGGAGGAUGAGGUCAUGAGGCAGGCGCUUCAGCAACCAGGUAAGCAGAAGAAAGUGGGCGUGCGGGUGACCCUCGUGGGGAAAAAUGGGGCAGUUCUUCUCAGCCGUGACCAGUCUGUGGUGGAGGCGGCGGACAACGAGGUGAACGAGCCUGUGAACGAGGAUGACGUGGCCGAGGAGCAGAUCCUACAAGAGAGCCAAGACGAGGACAUCCUGGAAAUGGCGGCGGAGGAGUUCCUGGAGUCGUUGCAAUGGCGUCCAGACAGACUGUGGAAAAGCUGGUUUGUCCUGUGGAAGGCAGGGCAGGUGCGAGAUGCCGAAGUGGAAGCCAGGUGGGGCGUCGAUGGCUUGUUGCAGUUCCAGGCGGAGCUGGCUGCGAGCAUGGUUGCUAUGAGAGCCAGCCAACAAGCUGACACGCAGAUGGAACUGAACGCGGGUGCGGGGUGCCUCGCCGAGACGCAGAUGGAGCUGAACGCGGAGGAGGGCGACCUCGAGGAGAUCACACAAGUUGACCACGCAGAGGCUUCUGUUGGAGGGCAAGGCGAUUCAUCUCUGUUGGAGGAGACGCUCGUGAGUGGUGACCUUGUUGAGCCAGCAGCUGCGGUGGCUGGUGCAGCGGAUGGG